AUGUUCUCCUUCAUGAAGAUCGCUACCUUCGCUGCCCUCGCGUUUGGCACCCUCGCGUCGGCCAUUCCCGCUCCUGCGCCUCUCCCCGUCGCUGAAGCUGGCGCUCUCAUGGCUCGCGACGCCGCAGCGAACCAGGACGUCACCACGAUCCUCACCAACCUGAACAACGAUCUUCAAGCUCCCACCGGCCAGCUCAAUGGCCUCACGGCGGACACUGCCACACCUGACAAGGUCAACGAGAUCGUGGUCAGCAUCAAGGUACUCAUCGAGGCCGCCACCGCAGCGUGCGGAAAGGCUUCUGGUGUCGGCUCCGGCAACAUCCUCGUCCUCAUCUCCAUCACGAUCAACUUGGUCAUCUCGGCUUGCAACCACUGCUACAGCGUCUGCACGGACAAAGUGACCAUCCUUGUCAUCCUCCAGCUCCUCGAUGUUGUUCUCGCUGCGCUCUUGACCAUCGUCUUCAAGCUCGUCGGCGGCCUCCUCACCAUUGUCAUCGGUCUCCUUGUUGCCCUCCUCGGUGGCCUCGUCCAGAUCAUCCUUGGACUCAAGUUCACCGCUUGCGCGAAGGUCUUGCUCCUGCUCUGA
Peniophora sp. CBMAI 1063 is the source of this 585-nucleotide messenger RNA. NCBI's taxonomy places the organism in Eukaryota, Fungi, Basidiomycota, Agaricomycetes, Russulales, Peniophoraceae. The record is from the annotation of a GenBank genome assembly.